AUGUAUGAGGACUGCAUCAAGUCCACUGAAGACUAUUAUCUCUUCUGUGACACUGACGAGACAUGGGGCAUCGUUCUGGAGUCCCUGGCAAUAAUUGGCAUAGUGGUGACAGUUGUGCUCCUCUUGGCAUUUCUCUUCCUCAUACGAAGGGUCCAAGACUGCUGCCUGUGGAAUGUCCUCCCCACCCAGUUCCUCUUCCUCCUGGCUGUGCUGGGGCUCUUUGCACUUGCUUUCGCCUUCAUCAUCCAGUUCAAUGAACAAACCGCCCCCGUACGCUACUUUCUCUUUGGGGUUCUCUUUGCUAUAUGUUUCUCAUGCCUCUUGGCUCAUGCCUUCCACCUGGUGAAGCUCGUCCGGGGUAGAGUCUCCUUCUCUUGGACGACAAUUCUGUGCAUUGCUAUUGGUGUCAGUCUGUUGCAGAUAAUUAUUGCCAUUGAGUAUGUGACUCUCAUGAUGACCAGAGGCAUGAUGUUUGUGCACAUGACACCUUGUCAGCUCAAUGUGGACUUUGUUGUACUCCUGGUCUACGUCCUCUUCCUGAUGGCCCUCACAUUCUUCAUCUCCAAAGCCUCCUUCUGCGGCCCAUGUGAGAAUUGGAAGCAGCACGGAAGACUCAUCUUCAUCACUGUGCUCAUCUCCAUCCUUAUCUGGGUGGUGUGGAUCUCCAUGCUGCUAAGGGGCAACCCACAGCUCCAGCGACAGCCCCAGUGGGACGACCCGGUCAUCUGCAUUGCCCUGAUCACCAACGCAUGGGUUUUCCUGCUGUUCUACGUCAUACCUGAGCUCUGCAUUCUCUACAGAUCAUGUAAGCAGGAUUGUCCUACACAAGGCAAUGCCUGCACAGCCCCAGUCUACCAGUGCAGCUUCCGAGUGGAGAACCAGGAGCCUUCAAGAGCCCGAGACAGUGAUGGAGCUGAGGAGGAUGUAGCAUUAACUUCAUAUGGCACUCCCAUUCAGCUGCAGACUGUUGAUCCCACACAAGAGAGUCUCAUCCCACGGGCUAAAGGAAGCCCCCAGCAAGACGCAGGAUUAUAA
Cynocephalus volans (Philippine flying lemur) is the source of this 1035-nucleotide messenger RNA. It is a transcript of the gene GPRC5D, whose product is annotated as G protein-coupled receptor class C group 5 member D. The record is from RefSeq and is a predicted model, not a curated record. Gene Ontology annotation, cellular component: intracellular membrane-bounded organelle; extracellular exosome; signaling receptor complex. The transcript has 3 exons. Gene Ontology annotation, biological process: G protein-coupled receptor signaling pathway. Gene Ontology annotation, molecular function: G protein-coupled receptor activity; protein kinase activator activity. NCBI's taxonomy places the organism in Eukaryota, Metazoa, Chordata, Mammalia, Dermoptera, Cynocephalidae. Bases 1 to 1035 code for a protein of 344 amino acids.